Mugil cephalus (flathead mullet) is the source of this 860-nucleotide messenger RNA. RefSeq names its product chymotrypsin-like elastase family member 3B. The transcript has 8 exons. Gene Ontology annotation, biological process: proteolysis. NCBI's taxonomy places the organism in Eukaryota, Metazoa, Chordata, Actinopteri, Mugiliformes, Mugilidae. Gene Ontology annotation, molecular function: serine-type endopeptidase activity. The record is from RefSeq and is a predicted model, not a curated record. The coding region runs from base 35 to 823 and encodes 262 amino acids.
GCAUGAUAAGUCAGUUCUUUUGUACGAACAAGAGAUGGAACUGGUCCUUGUCCUCCUGUUGGCCGUCACAAGUGUGUCUGGGUGUGGUGUACCCACAUACCAGCCCAACACCAAUCGAGUGGUGAACGGGGAGGAAGCUCGUCCAUACAGCUGGCCAUGGCAGGUGUCCCUGGAGUCUUUCUUCCCCACCUGUGGAGCGACACUCAUCGCUCCCAACUGGGUCUUGACAGCAGCACACUGCAUCACGUUCCACACUUACCGGGUGGUCCUUGCCGAGCACGACAUGAACAAGGAAGAGGGACCUGAGCAGUCCAUCAUGGUGGAGAAAAUGAUCAUCCAUCCCAAAUGGAAGGACAACUGCCCGUCCUGUGGAAAUGACAUCGCCCUGCUUAAACUGGAGAGGAGUGCGGUCAUUAACGACAAGGUUGAGCCGGCUUGCCUGCCCCAGCACGGCGCUGCUCUGGCCCACAACCAGCCCUGCUACGUCACAGGCUGGGGUCGCCUCUAUUCUAACGGCCCGAAGGCAACUACGCUACAGCAGGCCCUACUUCCUGUGGUGGAUCACAGCAUCUGCAGUCAAAGCGACUGGUGGGGUAGCUCAGCUAAGACGACAAUGGUGUGCGCAGGAGGAGAGAGCAAGUCGGCCUGCCAUGGCGACUCUGGAGGCCCGUUGAACUGUAAGGGCAGAGACGGCAGAUGGUACGUCGAAGGAGUGACUAGCUUCGUGGAUGGACGCGGGUGCAACACCCCGCAAAAGCCCACCAUCUUUACCCGCGUUGCUUCCUUCGUCCCCUGGAUCAGCGAGACAAUGGCCCGAAACUGAAGGACUGAACAAUAAACAGUGUAAUGAAAUGCUCAUU